UGUUUUGACCGUUGCUUUUUUUCUCAACUCAACGUCUUUCUUUUUCUCUCUCUAACAUCUCUCUUCUGUGAGUUGCAGCUUCGACCGGCAUUGCUCAGACACAGCUUUAAGUGAUUUUUCUAUAUAUAUGACCUUAAAAGACUGAAGUGGGAGAAUGGGAUGUUCGAUUUCAAGAUUGGAUGAUGAAGAAGCAGUUAAGCUAUGUAGAGAUCGUAAGAAGUUCAUUAAACAAGCUGUUGAGUUUAGAACUAAAUUUGCAAUGGGACAUUUUGCCUAUAUUGAUUCAUUGAAAAGAGUGUCGGCUGCCCUUCGUUCUUAUGUUGAAGAUGAUGAACCUCCUCGCGAAUAUUUGCUAGAUUCGUAUACAAACCAUACGCCGCCGCCAUUGAUUACUGCAAAUCCUGUUAAGAAGAAAAAAAAUGAAGGGUUUAUCUCUUUUUCCCCAGAUGCUUUGUCUGAUAUUCCAAUUCAAGCCAAAUCUAAGUCGAAAUCGAAAGAAAAGACUUCGUCUUUGAAGAUUAACUAUCUGAUGUCAAGUGGGAAUCCAGCAGUUACUGUUGUUGAGGAAAGACCUCAAACUUCUUAUAAUCUUGAAACUGGUUACUCUACAAUGGGUAAUAAUAAUUAUGGGUUUGAUGGAUUCUUUACAAUGCAAACCCCGCCACCGCCUCAAUCUUCAUCGUCGUCCUUCCCUUACUCACCUAAUUAUGAUAGUAGACCUAAUAAUAAUUAUCAACCGCCUCCAUCUCCGAGGAAUUCUCAAUGGGAUUUCUUUUGGAACCCUUUUUCGUCAUUUGACUACUAUGGGUACCCAAACAGGAAUGGCCAUGAUCGGCCGAUUCUAGAUGAUGAUGUUGCUGGUUUAAGACAAGUUAGGGAAGAAGAAGGGAUUCCUGAUUUGGAAGAGGAAACUGAACAUGAAGAUUCUGAUAUAGAUAAAGGAAAACCCACGUCGGUGAAGUUUGCUGCAACAGAGGAAGUUACAGUUGAAGAUGAUGAUGAUGAUGAUGACGACGACGAGGAUGAUGAUGACGAAGACGAGGAAGAUGAUGAUGAAGAAGAAGAAGAUGAGUUUUCUAGUGCAACAGAAGAUGAACAUGAUUUAGUAGGGAGAACAAAACCCUGCCAUGGAAAUCAUGAAAAGAUGGAAGUAUCAAAAUUACAGAAAACACAAGAGAAGGCAAUUGAAAUCCCUGAAGAUAAAGAUAGACAUGAGACGCCAGGAUUCACUGUUUAUGUAAACCGAAGACCUACAAGCAUGAAUGAAGUGAUAAAACAUCUUGAGAAUCAGUUCAUAGUUGCUGUAACUUCAGCCAGUAAAGUUUCGGCUAUUCUAGAGCCCAAUAGAUCUCACAGCUUACACUCAAAUGAAACCACAGUUAUGAAAAUGUUGAAUCCAGUAGCCUUGAUCCGUUCAUCUUCUUCCCGGUCAUCUUCAUCAAGAUUCUUGGCUUAUAAUUACAAAGAUGAUGAAUCAGAUGAUCAAGAAUCUUUUAGCAGUUCAACUGGAAGUCAUCAAUCAACGCUAGACAGAUUAUACGCUUGGGAGAAGAAACUCUAUGACGAAGUGAAGGCUGGCGAGAAGGUUAGGAUAGCAUACGAGAAAAAGAGCAAUUAUCUUAAGAGCCAAGAUGCGAAAGGAGAUCUAACUUUAGUAGAGAAAACAAGAGCAACAAUGAGAGCUCUUCAUACCCAAAUCAAAGUUUCCUUUCAUUCAGUUGAAUCAAUUUCGAAAAGAAUUGAAGCUUUAAGAGAUAAUGAAUUGCAACCUCAGCUUCUAGAGCUUGUUCAAGGGUUAUGCCGGAUGUGGAAGGCGAUGGCAGAGUGUCAUCAAUUACAGAAACGAAUCCUCGACGAAGCCAAAGUUUUACUAGCGGCUACCGGUGGUGGAAAGCAGCCCCAAAUCAUAAUAAUGCCGUCUUCAGAACCGUAUAAGAUGGCUCGCGCAGCUUCGAAUUUAGAAGUCGAGUUGAGAAAUUGGCAAGCAACAUUCAAAUUAUGGAUCUCUUCCCAGCGAUUGUACGUGCAGGCUUUGAAUAGCUGGCUCCAUCACGGUCGUCGAUCAGGUUUAUCAUCAUCGUCUCCACCACGUCCGUCGAUCGAUUUAGCUCCUCCCAUAUUCCGGUUGUGUAAAGAAUGGUCAAAGUUCCUCAACGUUGAUAAUAGGGAGCUGAAGGUGAUUGAAGGUCUUGAUUUUUUCGCAGCAGGAGUUGGAUCAGUCUAUGAACAUCACCUCAGGGAGGAUUCUCGGAAUGGGUCGAGUCGACGACUCUCUGGUGGCAGUGGCAACAUGGAAAUGGUGGAGGCCGCCGCAGUUGGUGGUGGGAAUGAUGAUGAAAAUGGGAUGAGUGCGGAGAAAAUAAUGGAACUUGCAAUGAGGGUACUUUGUGCUGGAAUGUCGGUUGCGGUUAGUUCAUUGACGGAAUUUGCGGUUAGUUCAGCCGAAGGAUACUGUGAUCUCAUCAGGCGUCGAGACGAUGGUUCAAAGGGUUCGGGUUCGACGAAUGGUUCGUGAACUUCUUUUUAUUUCUUAAACACAAUUAAAUUUGGUUCAUGUUUUUCUCAAGUAGUAAUAGUUGUUGUAUAAAUUAAGGUAGCAUAUUAGAUUGUGGGGGGUUUUCUUCCUUUACUCUCUAUUUGACUGUUAACUAUAACGGUCAGUUUUUGUAAAUUACUAGAUUGAUUCGACCAAUAGUUUUGUUCUAAUUAUAUAACUCUAUAUAUUUUAAUA
Messenger RNA from Impatiens glandulifera, 2731 nucleotides. Its product is annotated as nitrate regulatory gene2 protein-like. Lineage: Eukaryota; Viridiplantae; Streptophyta; Magnoliopsida; Ericales; Balsaminaceae. The transcript is spliced from 4 exons. The coding region runs from base 155 to 2515 and encodes 786 amino acids. The record is from RefSeq and is a predicted model, not a curated record.